ACAAGUGGCGAGAACGCUCUCGCGAGAGCAAUCUCGUCGCGGCUGCUUUUUUUCAUUGCACGACUUCCGCCCGUGUUGUCGGCGCUGGCGAAUUGUUCGCGGAUCCGUCCCAAGUCCCAAGCUGGCCGGCCAAGACAACAGGAGCACCGACAUGGCUGCCGACACAGCUCUGGGGAGCGCCAGCGCCCAGAGCGAUUCGGGCCACUCCGACAACGGCGACACCGAGCAGCACAUCCCGAUCAUGGAGCAGAAUGACGACGGCGAAGCUGCUGACGGCGCGGCCCAAGAGCAUAUCGACUGGGACGCAAUUCGCGAAAAGCUAUCCAAGAAGAUCUACCACCUGAGCACCGAGUUGAGGCGUUGCGCCAAGAAAGCCGCCACGCUUGAGACUCCAAAGAUCGUCAAGAAAAUCCGGCUUUUGAAAACCAAGAUUGAGAGCGAUGCCAACACCCCGGAAGAGGUUCAAAAUGGCAGACGGAAAGAACUGUCCAAGCUCGAGGGGCAGAUUGAGGGCCUGAAGAAAGUCGACGUUGAUCGCCUCUCCCGCUUGGCAUUUACCCGGGCCAUCAAGCGACUCAAGACACAUUUGCAAGAGCCCGUCACCGAGAUCGCCCAGAGCAGCGGCAACUCCGAGCCAGCAAGCGCCGGCCCAGAGAGCUCGGCGGAGGAUCCACGCACGGCCGAGCCGACCUCCGCAACCGACCCGAUGCAGCUAGAUGCAGCCUCGAAUCGCGUGCUAAAUAGCAAGCUGAUGGCCCAGCAAAUCCAAGAGUGCGUCUCGGAUCUGUGCAAGGUCAUCUAUGCAAAGCAGAUUGCAGAGAUCGAGAAGAAGGAGAAGCAGAAGCGGCACGAAGAUCGUGAGCUUGCCGCGCGGCAAAGAAAAGAAGCCCAGCGUCAGCAAAAACAGGAGCUGAAUCGCAUCAAGCAGAAGAGCCAAGCAAACAAGCGCAAGGCGUCCGACACCGCUCCAACAUCAAAGUUCAUUACGUCCCUCGCUGGGGCGGCCUCGGACGAAAGCGAUCCAGAAGACGGCCAGAGCAAGAAAAACCGCAUGGGCCAGCGAGCCAGGCGAGAACUCGCCGAGAAGAAAUAUGGUCGCAACGCCAAGCAUCUGAUAGCAGAAAAGGAGAAGCGAAAAACCGAGUAUCUUCUCAAGCGGCCAGCCAAGCCAGGAAUCGCAGCAGAUCGCCCAGCGAAGCGGGUACGGGUGGAUGAUGGCGACAAGCGCACCGGUACAAAGCUGCAUCCGUCGUGGGAAGCCAAGCAGAAACAACGGCAGGCCAUUUCGGCAUACCAAGGGAAGAAGACGGUUUUCUCAGGCGACAAUGAUGCCAGCAAACACAGCAAUGAUGCAAAACGCCCAACCGAAGGAUCGCGGGCGCCUCAGACCAUGCAAAAGCACGACCCAAAGGCCACCCUCCAUCCGUCAUGGCAAGCAAAGCUCAACCAAAGGAACAAAAUGAACGCCGGUGGAGCCGCCAAAUCAACCAAAAUAGUCUUUUCGGAUUGAACUGUCAUUGGAAGGAUCGAAUAGGCGGGGCUCAAAGUUUGAUUGUGAAGGAAUCGUAUUCUGUUAAACUUGAUCAACACGGCGAUCCGAAUUGAUUCAACCUGCGCCCCGAGCCAGGGCCCGAUGAGUGGAGAGAGGAUCGAUGAGCGCGAACCGGAGCCGGCGAGGGUGUGUCGAGGACAAUGACAAGCGACGGCUUUGUGGAGGCCAUGGCAGGAGAGGAUGGACACUGGGUGUGCCCUGGUGUGCCCUGGGUGAGCACUGGGUGAUGCGGAUGGACGAGAUCAGAGACGAACCAAAGCACAAGGACAGGACAGCAGGACAGCAGGACAGGAACAUUGGCGGCAUGGAAACCCAUGGCGAGCCGCCACAGAAGCGAGGGCGCAAAAAACAGAGAGGCGGACAAAAGUCCAAAUGACA
Polychytrium aggregatum is the source of this 1930-nucleotide messenger RNA. RefSeq names its product BUD22-domain-containing protein. The record is from RefSeq and is a predicted model, not a curated record. Bases 152 to 1510 code for a protein of 452 amino acids. The transcript has 5 exons. Gene Ontology annotation, biological process: maturation of SSU-rRNA. Gene Ontology annotation, cellular component: 90S preribosome; nucleus. NCBI's taxonomy places the organism in Eukaryota, Fungi, Chytridiomycota, Chytridiomycetes, Polychytriales.